AUGACAAUCGACAACAGCAUUCGCGAACAAGCAGACUCAUCUCAGAGAACCUCUUCAGAUAGGCGCGAUGACGACAUUGAGGAGUAUGCCGACAUCAUCCCUGCGAGGUCCAAAACUGCAAAAGGAGCUUCAUUGUUUCUGGGGUGUUCGAUCGGCACAGCACUCAGCCCCAACGUCCCGGCGUUCUUCGUGUUCCGCAUCCUCACUGCUUUUGCUGGCACAUCGUUCCUUGUCACCGGUCCUGCUGUGAUUGGCGACUUGUAUCAUCCUACAGAACGCGCGACUGCGAUGGGAUGGUUCUUAUCCGGCACACUCAUUGGACCGACGAUUGGCCCAGUUCUCGGAGGCAUCAUCGUGACCUACACAUCUUGGCGCGCCAUCUUCUGGCUUCAAACCGCGCUCGCUGGCGUCGGCGUUGGAGGCGCUAUACUGUUCAUGCCAGAGACGCUACAAGAACUCAAAAAGGCAGGUCUCGAAGGGCUUGCAUUCAGUAAAAAGGUCAGCGUGCUAUGGGGUAUGACGAACCCGGUCAGAGUUGUUCGACUAUUCAAGUUUCCGAACCUCAUCCUGGUGGCAAUCGCCAGUGGCUCGCUCGUAUGGAACAUGUAUGGCAUGCUGACCCCGAUCCGAUACGUUCUCAACCCUCGUUUCUCUUUGACGUCACCGGCGCAAUCGGGCUUAUUCUACUUGGCUCCGGGCUGCGGCUAUCUUGCUGGUACCCUUGUAGGUGGCCGCUAUGCCGAUUAUACAGUUCGGCGCUGGAUAGCCGAGCGACACGGACGACGCAUUUCCGAAGACCGGCUGCGCUCUUGCCUUCCCUUCUUGGGGGCCGUUCUGCCGGGAUGCAUGCUCAUUUACGGGUGGACAGUCCAGCAGCGCGUCGGCGGCAUUGCUGUACCCGUCGUUUUCAUGUUCCUCGGGGGUGUAUCACAGCUGUUCUGUUUCCCCAGUCUGAACACAUACUGCUUGGAUGUUAUACAGGGACGCAGCGCGGAGGUGAUUGCGGGCAACUUUAUGGUAAGAUACCUUUUUGGUGCUGCUGGAUCGGCUGUCGUACUUCCAGCAAUCAAGGUCAUUGGGGUUGGAUGGUUUAGCACCAUUUCUGCUGGCUUCUUGGUGAUUGGGGCUCUCAGCAAGUAG
Molecule: messenger RNA, 1140 nt
Organism: Colletotrichum fioriniae
Lineage: Eukaryota; Fungi; Ascomycota; Sordariomycetes; Glomerellales; Glomerellaceae
Source: RefSeq, a predicted model, not a curated record